This is a messenger RNA of Camelina sativa (false flax), 978 nucleotides long. RefSeq lists its product as uncharacterized. The record is from RefSeq and is a predicted model, not a curated record. NCBI's taxonomy places the organism in Eukaryota, Viridiplantae, Streptophyta, Magnoliopsida, Brassicales, Brassicaceae.
GACGUCCAAAUACUCCUGCUCUCUCUCGUCUCACAAACCACCGUCUGGACUCUACAUCUUCCGCCAACCGCCGUCACUGUUGGAACCGCCGUCGCUUUUAGAACCGCCACAACAGUCUAUCUUCUGAUAGCCAUCAUCGUUGAGGUUGAAGAAACCAUUCGAUUGACAGUGUGGGCAUGAUGAAUUUCUUUAUCCACAAACUUCUACGGUCUAAUCCUUCAGGUUUGCAUCCACCCGCCGCGACAGCAGAAGCCCUGUAGACUAGUCCCCCCUGCAGGUUUGAUGUAGGUUCGAACUCUAGAAAUGUUGUCCUCCCAGUGGACCAGAUCCAAAUGCAAAGGUCUCAUAACGAAGCAGGUUCUUCUGGGAUGGUUGAUCAUUUGGUGGACCAGAUUCAAUUUUCAGGGUACAUGUCUAUCUUGUCUGGUGGACAAUGGUUACAUGACUGUUGCAUUUGUGGAGUAUCCUUGUUGGUUGUUGAUUCAAAAGGACCUCUGAUGGACCACAUCCAAAAUGCGAGGUCUGACGAAGAAGGAGUGAUUGGUGAUGUUGUGCCUCCUAACGCUGACCAACAAUUCAAACAUUUAAGGUUUGAUGUAGGUUCUAACUCUAGAAAUGUUGUUCUCCCAGUGGACCAUAUCCAAAUACAAAGGUCUCAUAACGAAGUAGGUCCUUCUCGGAUGGUUGAUCAUUUGGUGGACCAGUUUCCAGGGUACAUGUCUAUCUUGUCUGGUGGACAAUGGUUACAAGACUGUUGCAUUUGUGGAGUAUCCUUGUCUAUUUCGUGGUGUAGUCGUUGUGGUCAUCUCUUUAAACUACCGGUCCGAAAAAGCUCCUUCUCUGAUAAAUUUGUCAACCAGCUUAUGGACCAUAGCCUCAUUCCCAUUAAUUCAUGUCCAGUCGCUAUUAAUGUUAGCUUUUGUUUGAAUUCUCCCCUAAGCUUUUCCCUUCUCUUUCUUCUAUUAAGCCAAUGGUAAA